This is a messenger RNA of Tuber aestivum (summer truffle), 3779 nucleotides long. The record is from the annotation of a GenBank genome assembly. Lineage: Eukaryota; Fungi; Ascomycota; Pezizomycetes; Pezizales; Tuberaceae.
AUGGGUUGGGGCGAUAUGAUUACCGAUAACAGCGCUGGGUGUGCCACGCCGCCCCGGUCCGGUCCGCACAAGCGAUGGGCGGGCUACGAAUUCGAGUUGUGGGAUGGGAACGAAGGGUCAUCGUCAUCUUGCCCGGAUGAGACGUCCCCGACGACUUCGUUCUUGGAUGGCCAGAGUUGGGAUGGGAAUGGUUACGCUUUGGAUAACAGGGUUCGGGGGCGGCGGGCGGCGGACCGGGUUGGGAGCGGGGGAGUCCAACCGGGCUCGGGAUCUGGGGCUGGGGUCGGAGAAGGGCCGUCGGCGCAGCCACCGAUUUCUCCGUCCAAUCCAUUCUCAAGGAUGCAGUUGCAGGAUAGCCUUGGUCCUCCUGGCUUGACAUCCGUCAGUGAGGAAUGCGGGGGUUGGGCGGAGGGCGGGAUCAUGUUUCCACCGUUAUUGGGUGAGAAUGAUGAUAUUUUUGGCAUGGAUACGGAUUUUGAGUUUGCAACUACUUUGGCGGAUGAGGAUAUGGCGCGAUUGCCAGCGCUAGGUAUGAUAUGGCAUAUCCAUCUAGCACUAACGCCUUGGCUUAUGGCGGUGGGAUUCGGCUAAUGAAAAUUUGGUCUAGUUAUUCCGGACUUUACCCCCGAUGGCGGAUUCGGCAAGCAAAAGGGCGGGCCUGUGCCUUCCCCUUCUCCUUCGCCGGACUUUCGGGUGAAAAGGCGACAUACUGACGGCGGUGAAGCCGAUAGAACUUCCUGGCAUGUAGAAUCACCUUCAGCGUUUCCAGAGACGAAGUGUCACCUCCUAGGAGUUGGACCCAGCGCUCAUAGCGCAAGCUUUCUGUUACCGUCCUUUUCACCAUACCCAGUCCUUUCAACAGGGACAACACCCACCCCGCCGUUAAGUGAGGGCGGAGGAGGUCUAAUCCGGAGGACUUCCUCCAAACGUCGACGCAGUGAAUGGCGCUCGUCAAACAGGUGCGCAUUCUGCACGAUUCCCGAAAGGCCGAGGGCCAACCAGAAGUUGUUCCUACAGGACCUUCCCUGUCAGUUACUUCUCCUAAUAUUCGAGUUCGCUUUCAUCUCACCGACAAAGUUCCCCAAGUGCGAGCACUGCCGCAGCCCAUCAGCAGGGCAUGCAUCCCGAAGGGCAACAGCCCCGAGCUUAACGAGCCCCGAACCCCAGCCAGCAAGACCACAGUCGAGUGGUCAGGAUGGGACUGCGGUGGCAGCAGGGUCCUCGGUGGUGAAGCUGGACGAGUCUGAUCCCCCGCGAUUGCCCGAUCACCUGAGGAUUUACAGUGCAAAGACUCUGCUAUAUAUCGCUUUAACAUGCACCCUCUUCAACGAUAUUCUCCUGGAUAGUUAUAUUGACGCCACGUUCUGGCGCUCAGCAGCACGUGCUUGUUGGAGUUGGUUGCCGGAGAAACUCUGUGACGUACAGGGCCGAGAGGAGUCUCAUCAGACUAGCUGGCGGAACCUGGUCGGGGUGUUUAUGCGCAGUGAGAACGGGUUGAUUAAGCAAAAGGGCGGUGGGAAGGGCGGUGUCGAGUCGUUUGGUGGGAAUAAGGGGUGCGUGUCCGCUACAUUAUGGAAAGAUGAGCGGGCGAGAAGAGCAGUGGUAAAUGGCCAAGGGAAGAGGAGGAAGAAAUUAUUACUUGUUUGUGCUCAACCGGGGCCAGAUCAGCUUCAUGCUUUCCCUGACAAGGAGGGAGGGUAUACACUUUGUUUGAGCCUUAGGGCUGGGGAAGAUUAUUUCGUCACCUUGGACGAGUAUGGGACGUUCGGAAACAAGCCUGCUCGGCGGCCCGGAGGCUUGAAGAGAAGUGUGAGAGGCGUGGAGUAUUUCCCUCCGGAUAUAUAUGAAGUCGAAGGGGAUCGGUAUCAGCUUGUCAGGGUUCGGCGAGGGAGAGAAACGUCCAUCUCCCCGCUCAGCUCUGUUAAAGCCCACCCCCGGCCAGCAGUCAAAGAGAUUGUAACGUGGGAUCUGAAAUGCCUGCCCGAGUAUGUUGCCGAUACCAAGGCAAGUGUUGCUCGGUGCGCCAGCUGGACAGGGAUACUGGUGUUCAACCUAUUCACUCAUGGCGGUGCGGAUGAUGAAGAUGACAUAGAAGCUCUCAUGGACCCUCCGGAGGACCCUCGUAUAUUUUGUGUGGAAUCACUCGGUUAUCCUGGCAGCCACUCGGCUGGUCAGGCCGCCGCGGAGCCUAUGUCGGAGAAGAAGCGGGGCAAAAUGAGAGCGUCGUCAGUCCCACUGCCUGGAGAGCAAGGAACGGUCUACCGCUGGCAACAGCUAUUUACAUAUGACCGUGCAGAAGAAUACCUUCCGACGGUGCACCUGCACUACGUAAUUUGCAACCUGAAGUUGAACAGCACUAAAGCUGUAGUUCUGAUCCGCUGGAACAUCCGAACGACAAAAUCCAACGAGGAGCUAGUCGACCGGGAAUUCAGGGUCGUAGAUCUAAAGACCGGAGAUAUGCUCCGAACAUUAUCCUUUCCGAACCUGUACUGGGACCACCGACACCAUGACAUGAGUGUGGAGUACAACCUCAUGCGGCAUCAAAAGAUGGUAUUGCUUCCAUUUUACCCUAUGAAGGUAAUUCAGCGCUAACUCUGAUCCGUUGCACUAUGCAGAGUAGGCUAUACAAUCACCUGGGUCCCGACGAAUCCAUGGGCGCUGGCAACCGCUGCACCCGUAUCCAUAAUGACGCCUUCGCAUUGACAGAAACCAAACUGAUCAGCGGUUCGCACGACUACUGCAACUGGGUCUGGGACCUAACCACUAUUGACUCCCCACCACCGCCGCCCCCAAACCCCCCACUGGUUUUCACAGCAAGCCGGAACGACGCAGGCCUGCACGACCCAUUCAUAGUUCUCGACGACUUCUACUGGUCCUCAGCGCCAGAGCCCGGCAAGAAACUUUGGAACACCAGUAACGAGCGCGCCGGGUGGUGGGUGCGCACGCCAAACCAGGUCCUAUGCUUCUGGCACAACAUCUCCGUCUCCCCCGGGGGUCGCUUCUUCGCUGCCUGCCGGACCGGCAAAUUGUUUGUGUGGGAUCUGUUCGACGAGGGGAAUAACAAGGUUGUGGGGUUCACGAAUGUUCCCUCUGGAGCACCAGCGUCUACGCGUUGGCUGGGGCGUCUAUCUGAACGCGCGAGCAGUCUCAAGCACUCACUCAGGAACUGGUUCGUCUGGGAGAACGUCCUGCCGGAACAGGGUCUCUGGCUCCUCUACGACGAUCUCAAUACUGUCUAUCUCGACCGCGAGGAUAUUCUUUCAGCGGCUGGGUUGGAUAAACGUGGGGAAUGGGCGUUCCAAAGGGAGGACUUCACAAUGUCUGAGGAUGAGGACGAACAUCAUCAACACCAACACGUCCAUGGACGGCGGCGUAGGCCAGAAUUUGAUGCCGAUUGCAGUGAAGGCGAUGACUAUGAAGACUACUAUGAGACAUCUUCCGACUUUGAUGAGGAGGGGGAGGAACGCGAGGCGGAAGCCAGGAAGAAACGGCGUACCGAGGAGUGGGACGGGAUGUGGAGUUUUGAGGCAGAGAAAGAUUUGACGUUUGUGUGAUUUUACUCUUCUUGGUAUCCGCUGGUUUGAUUGGUAGGGUCACGAUUAAUGAAUUGACUUCGGGAGUUUCGAGAGUUUUCUUCCCUUUGAUAUCGUAUGAUAGUUGGGAGUGAUUCCAGAUGACGUGAGAUUCUGCGAUUUCUCUCUAUUUUCUUUUUUUCUGUCAAGGUUCCAAACGCCACAGGUAAUCGGCUAAAAUAGGCAAGAUUUGGGGAGAUUAUUGAG